AGGCUCGAGCGCGCGCGCGCGGGCGGCCGCGCGGGCCGCGCGGCCGCGAGGGGGACGCCCGCCUGAAGGGGCGAUGCCGUACGAGCCGCCCACGGCCGCCGUGUUCGGGACGUCUCAGGUGGAGCUGCCGAGCGCGUCGGCGUCUGGCGGCUCCUCGAGCUUCGACCGGCCGAGGAACCGGCCGAAGCUGCAGGACGAGAUCGGCUGGCACAGUACGAGGACGACAACCCGCGGUUCCAGCAGUGCCUCUGCGUGGCCGGCAUCUUCCUGCCGCCGCCCAGGGCUCGGCGAUAUGCUAUUUCAUGACUCCGGCCAACAAGGUCUUGACCAGGGAGGUUGGCUUCAAGAACUUCGUAUUAUUCAUGCUGUUUGGAACGCUGGUAUCCCGACUCGUUAUUUGAGCCAGCCGCCUGCCGACAGUCUGGAGCGGGCCGCCGGGGAGGGCGCCAGCGGGGCGCCUCGCUGGGAGCCGCCCCGCCAGCUCGCCGCGGCACCCCCGCAGGCUGUGAGAGUAGUCGAGGCGUGAGGCGGCGAGCUGAGCGGCUCGCGCUCCGCCAGUGGCUUCUUGUGUUGAUCGCAUUCGCACCAUGUCCGUCCACGAAGCAGGGGCUCGUCGGUCGAGUUGGGGAGCCCUCUGCUAUGCGACCUGCGCUUGUCCUCAGCGCUUGCUGCAUUGGCAGCUGAGGCAGCCUCACUUUCUUCCUUGUGCCCCUCAUCCCCUCAUCUAGAUUCUGGUAUUGGGGUGCAGCGUCAAUUCGUCGCUGUACCUUGUACCAGCAGCCCUUUAGAAUGCAGUGCCCGGCGUUCGAUAUUUCAGCAGCAAUCGAACACGUCCCCGAAUUUGUUGGUUGGAGUUCGGCGUGCCCCCGGGUACGUGGCUCUUCCGCGCUCGCUGCAGGCAGGCUUUAUCUGCUCUCGGCGGUGGAGACCCGACAGCCGAAGGUCUUGGAGGGGCGUGCGCCUGUGGACCCCCCCCUGGCGGGGGCUGCCUUCACAAAGGUAUCCCAAAGCCUGAAUGCUGAGCGCUGCCGCGUCUUACCUCUGUGUAGCAAGGACCAUGGAUCGCUUGUGUCUCACGCUCUGAGAAGUUCCUACAGGGGACACCGCCGCGCCACUGUUCUCUCAUAUAGCUGUACUGCCUUGGCAUCGUGGCGAUGCUUAGUAGGCUUGUGCAUGGACAGCUCAAUUGUGUUCGGAAGCAUCUCUUGCUGGACAUCCCACUGCGUCUUGCAUCCGCCUCGCCGACACCAUAUGCUGAUGCGUAUCAGUUUGAUCGUGAGGCGUUUCUGUGCACAGGACGCGUCCUCGGCCGGCCGCACGGCUCGUCCUCGCGCGCCGC
This is a messenger RNA of Prorocentrum cordatum, 1339 nucleotides long. The record is from the annotation of a GenBank genome assembly. Lineage: Eukaryota; Dinophyceae; Prorocentrales; Prorocentraceae.